AUGGUCAGCUCUUGGUGUGGCUCCGUCUGCUCUGAGCAGGGCUGUGGCCAGGACAGCUGCUGCCGGCCCAGCUGUUUCCAGACCACGUGCUGCAGGACCACCUGCCGCCGCCCCAGCUGCUGCGUGUCCAGCUGCUGCAGGCCCCAGUGCUGCCAGCCCAGCUGCUGCAGACCCAGCUGCUGCAGACCCACCUGCUGCGUCUCUAGUUGUUACAGGUCAAUCUGCUGCCAGCCCAGCUGCUGCCAACCCACCUGCUGUAGGACUAUCUGCUUCUGCCCCAGCUGCUGUGUGUCCAGCUGUGGUAGGCCCCAGUCCUGCAUUUCCACCUGCUGCCACCCCACCUGCUGCAGACCUUCUUGCUGCAUCUCCAGCUGUUGCAGGCCCCAGUGCUGCCAGCCCAGCUGCUGCAGGCCCAGCUGCUGCAUCUCUAGCUGCUGCCGCCCCUCCUGCUGCCUGACCACCUGCUGCCGCCCAGUUUUCUCUAGUGGUUCUUGCUGCUGAGCUCUCUGACCUCCACGCUCGUGUUCUUCCUCAGCAGCCAUUCCUGAUGUAGCUUAUUUUGGCCUCACCAUAAGAGCCCAAGUUUAGAACCCAGGACCAAAUGGGAUUGACUUUGGCGUUUAGAUAUACUCUCUCCUCCCCUGAGGUUAUUAUCUCUAACAAAUGAAUGUAUGUUUGAAUUUUUUCUGAAAUCUCUCAACCAUCAUGGGAAUGCUUGUUCUACCUCAUAUUUUCUGAAGUGGAGAUACUCCAAUAUUUUUAAUAAAUCCAG
This is a messenger RNA of Chinchilla lanigera (long-tailed chinchilla), 772 nucleotides long. Its product is annotated as keratin-associated protein 4-3-like. The record is from RefSeq and is a predicted model, not a curated record. Lineage: Eukaryota; Metazoa; Chordata; Mammalia; Rodentia; Chinchillidae. Gene Ontology annotation, cellular component: keratin filament. Bases 1 to 501 code for a protein of 166 amino acids. The transcript has 3 exons.